Messenger RNA from Pocillopora meandrina, 8793 nucleotides. The record is from the annotation of a GenBank genome assembly. Lineage: Eukaryota; Metazoa; Cnidaria; Anthozoa; Scleractinia; Pocilloporidae.
CGCGGGAACUAUUCAAAAUGGCCACGAAAUGUGUUGACGCGACGUUGGAAGCGAGUCUGUAGAAAACAUCAAAGCGGUGUCUUUGUCGGCGAACUAACGCGCCAGAUGGCUUUAGAUCGUGUUGUAGCUCUGGUGGAUAUGGACUGCUUCUAUGUUCAAGUCGAACAAAGACGAAAUCCAGAAUUGCGAGGCAAACCUUGCGCUGUGGUUCAGUAUAAAACGUGGAAAGGUGGAGGGUAAGCGAAUUUUAAAUUUUCUCAAUUAAAGAUUUCUUUUGAUUAAGUAUUCCUCGCGUAGUAUUUAACCGUGAAAUCUGGGAGCCUUUUUGCAUCAAUACAUUGAUACAUCUGGGCGGCGUUGCGUAUUAAUUUUUUCGAUAGAUAAGAAAUUUGCCUAGAAGUUUCUCGAUCGAAUUACAUAAUAUGAUAUGAUAGCUUUGACAUUUUUUCCAUUAGCCUUAACAAUAUAACAGUAUCAAUACACAAUGUAGUACUGAUUGAGGUAUUUCGCUACCAUUUGUUGUGUCUUUUUUUGUGUGUUUGUUUUUUAAGGAUUAGCCUUUUAUAUUAGAACUUAGACAGCGCUCCUUUUGACCACGUUAAGACGGAGUCUGUAUUCUGUUCGUCGACCCUAAAGUGGCGUUGUAUUGAUCCAAUUUAGCCAAAAAAAGGGCGAUUGUUGGACAGUAUGGCUGCUUGGCUAAUUCACUUCAAUACAACUUAUCCUUUGAUGAGUUCAUUGAUCAGCUUUUGUGUAGUGUAGUGUAGUUUUGGCACUAACAACUGAAUUGCACACAUCAAGUUAUUACAGUUUUUAUGCAAUAACUGAGAUACUACAAGUGACCUGAUUGGUCAAAAACAUAUUGUAUAACCCUUUAACUCCCAAGAUCUCAUUAGUGAUUCUCCUUACUGUCUGCCAAUACAGGUCUUGUGAUGUUAGUUUGAAGAAAUUGGUAUUGGAUCAACUUGCAAUCCCCUAAUUGAUAUUUUUCUCUAAUCUCAUCACUUGUCUACUUGAUAUUGUAUUGAUAUUUUAAGGAGAAAUUCUUGGUCACUUAUGGUAGUUAAGGGUUAAAGCACCGGUAAUCCAAAGGAAAAUUGAAGUUUAUGGAGUUUUAUUAAAGAAAUAAAUGGCACUUUCUAUUAGUUAAUACUAUCAUGGUAACAACCCACUUGGGAGAGCAGGAGAAAAGUUUGAACAUCACUCACCUUUAGCUCAUGAUUUUGCUUAACCCUUUAACCUCUAAGAGUGAUUAGCAACUAAUUUCUCCCAUCAGUAUCAUCCCUAAAACAAACAUUGAGGUUAUGGGAAUAGAGGGAAUGAUCACCAAGUAAAGAAGCUCCUGAUUGUUAUACAAAUUCUCCUUGUCAGUACUAUAGGAAUGUAUAGAGAACAGUGUGGAGAAAAUUUUUACUGAUGUUAGGGUGUAAAGGGCUAAGUAAUGCAUUUAUAAAAAAGAGACACUGUGACAACUCAUCAUAAUUAUAUGGUUUAUUGUUUUUUUUCCUUUUUUUAAAAAUUUGUGAAUUGUCAUUAUGUGUACGAUUAGUGUUAAAUUUGUCUAAGUGUGAUCAACCAUUUUUUUCGUUUUUCUCUCUGAUUAUUGUCUCCAGCUUUUUUUGUCCUGGAGGAAGUAUGGGUUCUUUCCCAGACUGUAAGGUAGUGCUCUAUUGAUGGAGUUUCUUUCCAUCAUUCUACCUAUCUGUGUCAAGGACUAUGCUUUCAAGGGUGCUUGUACUCAGUUCCUGUAAUUUUAACUACACAAUACCAGAUAGAACAGGAACCGAAUAAUUAAAAACUUAAUUGAGGAUUAUACAGCGCACCAUAUCCAAAGUCAUCAGUGUACUAUCAACAUUAAAAUAUUUCAUGAAGGGCAAUAGAAAUUGAUCUUUUAUUUAACAAUAUUGCUAUAUGAUAAGCUGAAUAAUAAAUUCAUUUUGAUUAGUCCUCUCUUAUGAUCUAUUAUAGCACAGAUGCAUAAACAACAGCACCAUUAACAAAAUAAACAGCAUUUUUAUUUUUUAAAACAAAUAGAUUCCAUGUUUCAAUGGUUCUGUAUGAUAAUAGAUUGCAGAAGAUGGAAAAAUGUGAUUAGAAUGUCAGUGACACAAUCAGCUGCACUUCAUGAGUCACACUUUUUGUUUCUUACUGCAUUUUGAUGUUAUCUGUGAUCUAUUACUGAACAGAGGCACAGCCACAUGGAAUCUAUUUCUUAAAUAGCUCUGACACUUACUAACUUCAUGACUAUAUGUCUAUAACAGGAUUAUAGCUGUUAGCUAUGAGGCACGUCAUUGUGGAGUGACAAGAAGCAUGCGAGGAGACGAGGCCAAAGAGAAGUGUCCUGAGAUAAAUUUGGUGCGCGUCCCAGAGGCACGUGGGAAAGCCAACUUGACGCAUUAUCGUGAGGCAGGGGCAGAAGUGAUAGCAGUGCUGUCUCGCUUCUGUGACAAUUGUGAGAGGGCAAGUGUGGAUGAAGCAUACCUAGACUUGACUGAAAACGUCAACAUGUAAGUCUUGUGUGUGAACAUAAAAAGGCCAUCCCAGCGGCUGAUCCAAUCAAAUCUCUUGAAUCAUAAUAUCCAGUGUUCCACUCUGUGAUAAAUGCAUGCACAUAUUGAUUUACAGGAGAAUGCGCACAAUGGGCCUAGAUGAAAUUGCAAAAAAGUCUGCAGAAACAACAUUUCUGGAAGGUUUCAUGGCAGAUGAACAGGAAGGUAAACAUGUAGAUACUGAUGCUUGGAGAGCUUCUCUCCAAAAUGAUGGGAACAUUAGGAGGCUGGCAGUUGGUGCAAUUAUUGUAUCAGAAAUGAGGAAAGCUGUGCUAAAAGAGACACAAUUCACAUGCUCAGCAGGAAUUGCUCAUAAUAAGGUUAGAGGCUUCUAUGAACAAAUAUUUUUUUGGUUACAUGAUCCCUUCUUCUGUAGGAUAUCAAGAAUUGCUGAACAAAACAAUAUAAAACAAACAGAGAAAUUGAAUUUACCUCUCAAAAAUGAGCUAUUCUCUGCUAGGUUCCAACCUAAAAUAGAUUUUCCAAUUUUAUUUCUGAAUUCAGAACACACAACCCUUUGCUUCAACCCUUUCACAAGUGACCAAGACAUAAUUUCCCCUUACAAUAUCAAUACUAUAUCAACCAGAGUAUUAAUGAGAAUAAAACAAAAUGUCAAUUAGGGAAUUAUUUAUUGACCAGAUACCAAAUUCUCUCAGAACAAACAUCACAAGAAUUGAUUACCUGGCAGACAGUGCGGAGAAUUACUAAUGAGAUCUGGUAGUGAAAGGGUAUCCUAAAAGCAUAGAGAUAUUGGAGAAUUCUAUUUAUAGCAUCUACACAGAAUAUUUUGGCCAUAUUUUGAUUGUCUGGGAUAUAUAUUUUUUUAAGACAUGGAGGAUAUUCUACUGUUUCUUUACAGUUUUCCUUGCUUCUUUUUUUCUUAACCCUUUUCACCCUAGCAUCAGCAUGCAUAUUCUCCAUACUGUUCUCUGUACUUUUCUGAUGGUUCUGAAAAGGAGAAUUAGCCAAACAAUCAGCAGUUCAUGAGUGGAAAAUCAUUUAACCUCUUAACCUCGCUAUUUGAUUCAGAGGUGAUACUGUGAGGGGGAAAUAGAUUCUUUAUGACUCUCAGAAAAUUGAUUUGCUUCUUUUGUUGACCCGUGGAUUGUUAUUUAUCAUCAACUGCUAUCAACAAUCAAUGUUGUUUUUUUCAUUAUCAGAUGCUGGCAAAGUUAUGUGGUGGACGUCACAAACCAGAUAAACAGACUCUUCUACCCCAGAGUGCAGUGCCAAAGUUGUAUGAAACAGUUCCCAUAAAAAAAGUGUAAGAAUUGAAAUGCUUACAUAUGCUAGAUGUGAAUUUAGUCAUUGUUAUUUGAGUUAAUUUACAUGUACAUGUAGUGUAACAAAUUCAGGGAGAAGCAUUCCUAUCCUUUGUAGUUGUAAAUGGGAGGUGGGUACUUUUUGCUAACACUAGGAUGUGAAUGGUAACUCCCCCAGAUCUUAAAACUCACACUGCACCCUUGUAUCAGCCCCUCACAUAAAUUCCCUUUUCUUGCUUGCUGCAGACCACUCAGCCAACAACCUCUGGUGUAUCUGAGUUGUAGCAGGCGGUGCUUGAAAUAAUACAUAGGUUAAUUUGGUUAGAACUUUUUAUUUCUUCUUCUGUGUCUGGCAUAAGGGAUGAAAUGACAAUUCAGAAGCAGAAUGUAGCCAUUAAGUCACUUCAGACUUUUCUCUAUACAACUCUUCAGCGCCCAGUCGUUUGAAGGCCGAUCAGGGCUAACCCAGUGUUAAAUUUUAAUCCAGGGCCGGGUUGUUCAAAGCUGGGUUAAGAUAACCCAGGGUUAGUGUGAAAUCCGAUUUCAGAUCUAAAAGCUUUACAAGAAAAUUCAGUCGAAUUCUUUUUGUUUAGAGUAUGACUACUUGAUGCUUUAAAAAGGACACUGAAAAUUUUCUCAAAAAGGCUUUUGAGUAAAGGAAUAAAGAAACGCAGAUUAAAAUUUAACCCUGGGUUAGCGCUAAUCGGCCUUCGAACAACUGGGCCCAGGUCUCUUUAUUUUUUUGUUCAAAAGUCUUUUAGGUUAAAGUUUCCCCAUUCCUUUCUAGGCCAUUCAAUGAUCAAGUUGCAAGCAAAAAUAUUUGAACUGAAUUUUCUUUUAAAGCCUUCAGAACUGCAAUCAAAUUUCACACUAACCUUGGUUUAUCUUAACCCAGCUUUGAACAACCCAGGCCAAGGCUCUCAAUAAGUGCUGUAGCCUGUUAUACCUGUUAUGGCUGGGCUCAUUUGAUGUUAAGAAUCACAAUGUUGAUUGCAGUCUGUUACAUUUGGGCAAGGUUUAGACUGCUGUGGGUGAAAUCUCCAAUGUAACAGCUUCUUCAAAAUUUAUUGACAGCCUUCCUCAUUCAUUUAAAAUCCUUAGCAUUUUGUUGAGCAUAGGGACUUGCCUUGGAGGAUUUUAAGUUGAAAUUUUAAAUAUGGUAGUCACUCCUAGGUGAUAAAGACUGUUUUUAUAUAUUGCCAUUGAGUUUUUUCAAAGAUGACAAUACAUAAUGUAAUUCUGAGGGAGAUUCCUUCUAUUUGUGAGAAGCAUUUUCAAGGAGUUCUCUGUUCUUAAUGAAGAAUUCCAUUUUGUUGCAUUAGUAGUUAACACAGCAAUCAAUGUUUUCAAACUAGGAAUUUUGUUUUGUGUCUUUAUGUAUUGCCACCUGAUGUAGAAGACCUUUUGAAGUGUCAAUUUAGUCACUAUGUUGUGAAACAGUCAUAAAUUUUUUAUCAAUUAUGAUAGUGAUUAAUUGAAUUUAUUUGGUGCAUUUGUAGCCGUAAUAUGGGAGGCAAACUUGGCUUGGAAGUGCGCUCAAAUUUACAUGCAGAAAAGAUGAGUGAUUUGGCCAACUACUCCCUUAGUGAGUUACAAGGUCGUUUUGGAGAUAAGACAGGGUAAAUAUUUUUGCCUAAUACAUGUACAUGUAAAAAAACGAAAACAAAUGACCCUCUUUCUGUUACAAAGAGGGUAAGUUUCUACAGAAACUGUGGUGCUGUGUCGGUGGGAGAGUAUAACAACUGAGUUGGUAACGUAAAUUGGCCACCGCAAAGAGUUUCGAAGCUGACGUUUCGAGCGUUUGCCCUUCGUUAGAGCGAAUGGAGGAAUUGUGUUUAGAACAAAAAUUUAUCCUUCAAAUAGGCACUCUUAAUACCACGGUAUUAAACAAGCUUGUCGUCAAAAUUUAAGACUUUUCUUUCCUCUCUGCUUUCUCAUUUGUUAUUUGCGUUAUUGAAGAAAACCCCUUCAUUUUUUUUUUAUUGCUAGGGAGUGGCUGUCUGAAAUAAGUCGUGGAAUAGAUCAUGAACCUGUUAGGCCUCGACAGCUGCCGAAGUCUAUCGAAUGCGGCAAGAAUUUCCCCGGAAAGGGGAAGCUUGCAACAGGAGAAAAGGUAAUUUAUUAAUUCUAAGAAAACGUUUUUGAAAACCAGUGAUUCAUUAGUAAUGAUAAAUUUAUAAAUUUCAACAAUCUGAGUAGCUUGCAGGGUGCGAAUUGGUGACCAGCUGAAAAGUGACUGUGGGUGACCAGGCCUUAAACAUGAGAUAUGUUAGAGGUUUCAUCUGAUUUUUCUUUCGUUUUAGGUAAAAUACUGGUUGGAUCAGCUGGCUGGUGAACUUCACGAGCGUCUCACAAAAGAAUCAGAAUUGGUAAAUAAAAAAUAUUAUUCUUCAUAUCGUCGGAACCAACAUUAGUUAAAUAAACAAAGUUGUUUUAAACAAUUUCAGUUGAUUGUUGAUCGUCAUCCGCGUUUACAUUGACUUUGUUUUGCUUUGCUCUUUAAUUUGUUUAAAAACUUACAAACAGUGCGAUUCAAAAUUGAAAAACCAAUCACGGUUUGAUCUCCUGCGAUUUACGUGCCUCAAGCAGUUGGCUUUGUGUUCGCUUUGGCUCGUGGUGAUAUUGCCUUUGUUCGGAUUGGUCGUCGUGUUAUCUUUAGUCAUGGUUUACAUGGAGCGGUUGGUUUUAUCGUUGCAAUUUACUGGUUCUCGAGAGUGGAGCGAAUUUUUCGGACAAAUCUCGGAGCAGUGCGAAGCAAAAUCAAAGCAAUCCUCUUUCUCUUGCGAGUUAUUGAAAAUUGCUGAGAAUAUUCAGAGCAGAAGAGUUGCAAACUUAAAAUUUUUAGUUAAGUCUCCUAUCAUCUUGCUCACGCUUUAAAUUUCAUUCAUUAUUUUCCCAACAGAAUAAUCGGGAGGCCAAGUUAUUGGGUGUCGGCUUCAAGACUGAAAAUAACUCCUCUGCUACUCGUUCUUGCCACAUGAAAAAUUCAACUGCCGAUCAAAUUGCAAAGGACCUUUAUAAUGUGCUGUUGCCAUUCAACUCUUUAAAGAAAAACAAAACUGAUGCAUGGUAAGUAAAAAAUUAAAUCAUGAUGUUUAUUUAUUUCUUAAACAUUUUGCGAACUGUCAAUAGUUAUCAGGGGGAGGGGUGGGUAAGGAUCAGAUGGUUUUCAGGGGGAACGGAGCGGGGGAAUCAGUUGUCGCCAAGAGAGUAUAAAGUGGAAUUAUCGAAAAUUUACCGCUAAUGGAGUGGGGUGGGGAUCACGUCAAUUUUAUCGUGACAUUUUACUUUUAAGAGCCAAUGAGAACUCGAAAAAGCGCGGGAAAAUGCAGGCGUGAUAGGUGAUUGGUUGAGAGAGUGGCACGAGUUUUCUAGACCAAUCACAGAUCGAAGUAAAGCAAAAUCGAUGCAAUGUCGCAUAACGUUCGAUAUUCAAUUUAAACUUGCUCGAAACAAGCAAUCAAAAUCAAAGUUUCCACACAAGAUGUUUGGCUUGAUGGAAGUAUCUUAAACUCUUUAGGUAUCCAGCUAUUGUCACCUUACACGUGUCAGCCAGCAAAUUUGAAGAAAUAAGUGAUCAUAACAGUACGCCGUCAAUAAGCUCAUUUUUCAGUAAGAAAAACAAGUUGGAAGAAGCGGAAAAUUCAGCGGACAACGUCAUCUCUGAAAACGUGGAGGACGAGUAUUUAUCUGGCGUGAGUUUAGAUGGAAACAAGGGAUGCGAUGGAACUUCUGUUUCUGGCAGUGUGGUUAGCCAGAGCCAGCGCGGGGAAAAUUCGUGUGACGGAGUUCGGAGAUAUGAUAAUAAAGAAUGCAAAGAUAAUGAGAAUAAAGUGGAUGAAUCAAAGCUUAGUGGUAGUACCCUACCAAAAAAGAAAGGCAUAGAGGUGUUUUUAUCAGGAAAGAAUAUAUGUGAAGAAAAGCAGCAAAAUAGUGAGAGACGAUCUUGCAAUCCCUACCUAGGUUGCCAGAUCGAUUCUUCGGUGUUAGAAUCUUUACCACAAGAAAUUCGGCAAGAGAUUGAACGGUCACUGUUUAAAAACAAUCAGCAAGAUGAAAAGAGGAGAGGAAAUCCUUCAUUCUCUGAUUCAAGGGUGUCCACCAAUGAAGUACAAGGAAGAAAAACAUCAAAGAAUGUCGCGAUUGCUGGUGGGUCCGCCACUGGUGGGACCCGCGCGAAUCUUUGUAACCGAGUAGACUGGGACAAAACAGAUUUGUGCAAAUGCGAGAAAUGUGGGGAAACGUUUCCAGAAUGCAUCAUGCCGGAACAUUUAGACUAUCAUUUUGCGUUAGAGUUGCAAAAUGGAGAAAGCAACUCUUCCUUGACUUCAAAUUUAGGUAGCUCGACAAACGAGCCUCCGAAGAAAAAGCAACGCAUUACAAUUCAGUCUUUUUUCACGUCUAAAUAGUUUAAGUGAGCGCUUUUCCUCGAAGGGCUCAGGUCCAAGUUUGUUCAGUCUCUUUCGCAGGCGUAGGCGUUGGUUGGUCUUGCCACGUAACGGGCGUUGCGUGACGACACUUAACAUUUGCUGCGAAGUAGACUGCAGAAAGAUUGAACCCAAAUGUUUGACUAUGCCUGUUGUUUUUUUUUUAAAUUUUAUUUUCCACGACUGUAGUGUUUGUAGUAGACUAUCAUUUCUAGGUUUCUUUUGUUUGAAUUUAAUUAUUUAUUGACACUUAAUAAAGAAGAACCGAAAUAUUGCUACAUAGCACCGGGAUAAACAAAAGAAAGUAUCUGCUGUUUAUUUUGUCAUUCUUACCUUUUUUUGUUUUGUUUGGCAAUUACUAUUAUUAUAGUUGUUCGUUUUUGUGUUGCAUCCUUACGAUGCCCUAAGAAGGAAACUUUUGGAAGCUAAAUUCUGUCCAGUUCGUGUGUUAUCCCUUCGUUAACAGUGGAAAUAAACCCUCGCUUUAUUUUUUCUACGUGUUCACCCCUCAUUUAGGAAAUAUUGAGGCUAGUUUCUCCUCCUCCUGCUUCCUCC